Scylla paramamosain (green mud crab) is the source of this 1646-nucleotide messenger RNA. Its product is annotated as m-AAA protease-interacting protein 1, mitochondrial-like. The record is from RefSeq and is a predicted model, not a curated record. Bases 159 to 1049 code for a protein of 296 amino acids. NCBI's taxonomy places the organism in Eukaryota, Metazoa, Arthropoda, Malacostraca, Decapoda, Portunidae. The transcript has 5 exons. Gene Ontology annotation, cellular component: mitochondrial inner membrane. Gene Ontology annotation, biological process: protein insertion into mitochondrial inner membrane from matrix. Gene Ontology annotation, molecular function: ribosome binding.
ACGGGCGCCGUUGGGAAAGAGACCAUACUUCAUAACGACUGAACAACAUAAGCAGUCUUCCUUAGCAACUACCGCAGAAUGUAUACUUCCUUGUGAUUGUUAAUCAUCGCACACACCUAUUCAGCUGCAGCAGCAGCAGCAAGGUCAACACUGUCAUAAUGUUUAAGGCAGCAGGAAGAUCAUUAAGCCAGCUGAACCACUCGCUCCCCGGCGGAGGGUCGAGGUGGUGUCCUGGAGGCCUGGACAGAAGGGUCGCUUUGGCACACGUCCUUAGCACCUCAAAAUGGGGAGCAGCACCUCCCGCCUCCAGCCCAGCACUAUGCCUUCAUAGUGGUGGGGGGAGGGAAAGCCUGGAUCAGUCUUCCUUUGAGUCUCCUGUAAAAUGUCAACAACUCAGGUUCUACCGAUCAGGAAGGGUCAGCAGAAGCAUUGAACAAGAGAAACCACAACCACAGAAAGCCUCACCACAGCUGAUGGAGUUCCCCUGGGUGGUGUGGCCAAGUCUGUGGCAUUCUAUUCGGAACUGGAUAUUUGCCAACCUCCUGAUUCACCGCUAUUUAGAUCAAGAAUUUGAUAUGACAUCUUUUAAAAGAGGAGCUAUUCAGGCUCUGGUGUAUGUAUCUCAAGAGCUUUCAAAAGGCAACUUUGAAGCUCUUGAAGGUUUAGUGACAACACCUUCUUUGGAAGAAAUCAAAAAGAAUUUUGCCCAUUUUUCUUUGAAACAAAGGCUGGACCUGGCUGUUGAGAAAGAAGAUAUAUUUUUUUCAUUCCCCUAUCAAAUUGGAAUGAUAUUUACCAAUGAAGGUACCACUCACGAGCGUAUUUUUGUGGAGAUUACCAUGUGCUACCACGUAUUCCGAGGUUUCCAGGAAUAUGUGAACUCCCCCUCAGCUAGUGAAGGUGGUCUGAGGGCAGUCUAUGAUAACCAUGAGCGCAUAUCCAUUGCUAACUAUAGGUUUAUCCGAGAGUUUACUAAGGGGGUUGUGGAUGACUGGACCAUAAGUCUAGCAAACCACUUCAAGCCAGGAGAGCACCUUCAGCGCCAGUGAUGGACAAACGUAGCUGAUAUGUGCAUUGUAAUGAAUUUAGUAUGCAAAUUAAAAGUUUAUGAAGGAAUUAUUUAUGUAUUUUUAUUCCAAAAUUUACAUAAUACUGUAAACUUAUCCAGUGUUUUAUUGAUCACAAGUCAUCAAGGAAGUAAUUUGUAACACAUGAGCAAGUCAUUAGUAAUGUUUAUGUAACUAAAAUCUAGAGCUAUGAAUACCUGAUUAUAAAUUAUUACACUGGAUGUCUCUUGUCCCACAUUAUGAGACGUUUAUAAUGCAUGAUUCUGUUAUAAAGGUUCAGAUUAAUUUUGAGACUAACUCAUCAGACAUGAAAGAGUUACAACGACUUAAAGUUGAGUAGCAAUAUUAUGUUAAUUAGCCAACCACUGUUUGAUAAUUUCUUGUGUUAUUUUGACAUGUUUACCUUAUCUUCUGAAUUCAGUUUUAUAAGUAAAUAAAUGACAAUAACAAUACAAUGUGAACCAAUGUACAAUUAUAACUGUCAGGGUUUAUUGAUGUAUUGUGCUACAGUAUUUAUUUGUGAAAUGACUAUUUUUUUAUUGUAGCUUGGUGUAAUUAAAAUAAAUGGCAGAAUAGGAA